AUGACGAUGACGACGACAAUACUGGUGGCGAAGGCAAGGAUUGUCAGGCAUCCAUCAUUGUUCACCGCCUUUUCAAAACUGCGCGGGGAAAUUUCCCACCUUUGGCGUCUCCUGCGCUCUACCGUAUAUCCUCCGGUCGCGUAUACAAACCAGAGACUCCAGGUCGCGCUUUUCCCAUACCAGGGAUACCCAGAUUUCUGCAUCCGAGAAAGCAUCCUUCACAAUGUCGCUGCUGGUGAUGGACAUUCCAACGCCUUGCCGUCCGCAUCAGUUGUGUAUACUGUACUCGUGCCUUCCUUGGUCUCGCACGCCAACCGCCUGUGGGAGGCCAACCUCUCCAAGGAGGCUGGUGCUCCCACCGUUGACGCCAUCAAGACUUCCGCCGUCGCUCUCUCCAACGACAUGCGCCUCGCAGGCGCUGAGGUCGUGGGGAAGACCUUGGGUGGAGUCUCUCGCCCUCGCGCGCGCUCCAGCUGCUCCUUGAGCGACUCCGACCCGAUGUUUGCGAGUAUCUUAACGCCAUCCCGAGGCGAGUAA
This is a messenger RNA of Fonsecaea erecta, 537 nucleotides long. RefSeq lists its product as hypothetical. Lineage: Eukaryota; Fungi; Ascomycota; Eurotiomycetes; Chaetothyriales; Herpotrichiellaceae. Bases 1 to 537 code for a protein of 178 amino acids. The record is from RefSeq and is a predicted model, not a curated record. The transcript is spliced from 2 exons.